CAGAAAAAGAAAAAUUCUAUCCCGUUUUCAACGACGCUGGCUGGACGAGAAAGUUCUAAAACCAGAGAGGGGGCAGGGGGUGGCGCCUCCUGUUUUGGCAAUCCAAAGUUCGAAACUGUGACAGGGGCCCUGGGACCUGGAUUCGCGCGUCCCCAUGGGCAGCCACAGACGCUGAAUAUAAAAGGGGCACUGCAUCUUCAUCCCUCUUGUCCGUGUAUGAACACUGCGUCUACUCCCUCUGCCAUCGCUGCACCUGACGAUCUGGUUUCCCGGAACCGCUUUGGGAGGUACUCAUCUGGUUGCGCAUUGAAUCGCACCAAAUCGCGGGAAUUAGUGCCAAUGGGUCUCGCCGACGAUUCUCUGGUUAAAAUCGAGACAGGGGAUGCCGGAUACGUGCUCGAGGAUGUUCCCCAUAUCAUCGAUUACGUUUCUGAUCUCCCUACCUAUCCCAAUCCGUUGCGAUUCAACCCUGCAUAUUUAGUUGUUAAGCAGUAUUUCGUUCAUGUGGAUGAUACUGUUCCCCAAAAGGUUGUUGUUCACAAGAAUGGUCCAAGAGGGAUUCAUUUUCGUCGUGCAGGACCUCGCCAAAAGGUGUAUUUUGAGUCAGAUGAAGUGCAUGCAUGCAUUGUAACAUGUGGUGGUCUGUGCCCUGGGCUCAACACAGUGAUCAGGGAAAUUGUCUGUGGCCUUUACCAUAUGUAUGGUGUCACCAAAAUCCUUGGGAUAGAUGGAGGAUACAAGGGUUUCUAUUCUCGAAAUACUAUCACUUUGAACCCCAAGGUUGUGAAUGAUAUCCAUAAACGUGGUGGAACCAUACUUGGUACGUCACGAGGAGGCCAUGAUACUUCAAAAAUUGUUGACAGCAUUCAAGAUCGUGGAAUUAAUCAGGUUUAUAUAAUUGGAGGUGAUGGAACUCAAAAGGGUGCAUCUGUUAUCUUUGAGGAAAUUAGACGGCGUGGCCUCAAAGUUAUUGUUGCUGGAAUCCCCAAAACUAUAGAUAAUGAUAUUCCGGUCAUUGACAAAUCCUUUGGUUUUGAUACUGCUGUUGAGGAGGCUCAACGUGCCAUUAAUGCAGCACAUGUUGAAUCUGAGAGUAUAGAGAAUGGAAUUGGUGUUGUGAAGCUGAUGGGACGCUACAGUGGGUUCAUUGCAAUGUAUGCUACUCUUGCCAGUCGGGAUGUGGACUGCUGUUUAAUUCCAGAGUCACCUUUCUUUCUUGACGGGAAAGGUGGACUUUUUGAAUUUAUAGAGAAAAGGCUUAAAGAAAAUGGACACAUGGUUAUUGUGAUUGCUGAAGGAGCAGGACAGGAACUUAUUUCAGAGAGCGUAAGCCAGCAGGAUGCUUCAGGAAACAAGCUACUCCAAGAUGUUGGGCUGUGGAUAUCUCAGAAAAUCAAGGAUUAUUUUACAAAACAAAAAAAGAUGGUCAUCAAUCUUAAAUAUAUAGAUCCUACAUACAUGAUCCGUGCUAUUCCGAGCAAUGCAUCUGAUAACGUGUGCUGCACGCUGCUUGCUCAAAGUGCUGUUCAUGGGGCAAUGGCAGGGUAUACAGGCUUCACAGUUGGGCUUGUUAAUGGCAGACACACCUACAUUCCUUUCAACCGGAUCACUGAGAGGCAGAACAAGGUAGUUAUAACUGACAGAAUGUGGGCAAGGCUCCUUUCUUCAACCAACCAGCCAAGCUUCUUAAGCCCCAACGAUGCCAAUGAAGCCAGGAAAGAGGCAGGGCCUCCAACAGGGUUGUUGGAUGGGGAGAAUUGCAAAGAGGAGCAUUUGGAAAAGUAGACACCAGUAUGGAGCACCAGAGACUUGUUUUCAGCACUCUCUUCAUCACCUUCUGCUUCAGUGUUGACGUAUUUGCCAACCCAAGAUCCAGGGUUGAUGACUGAUUGUGCUUCUUUCUUACGACCAUAUUUUCUUUUAAGUGUAUUGUAUUGUGUUGUAUUGUAUUGAGGUGUACUUCUGUUAAAAUGGCACAAAUCUGUGAUAUCUUUUUUGGACGUUUUAAUAAAAUGUCCUUUCACUCUUUUGUCUCUACAAA
Malania oleifera is the source of this 2041-nucleotide messenger RNA. Its product is annotated as ATP-dependent 6-phosphofructokinase 6-like. The coding region runs from base 217 to 1785 and encodes 522 amino acids. The transcript is spliced from 13 exons. Gene Ontology annotation, cellular component: cytoplasm. Gene Ontology annotation, molecular function: 6-phosphofructokinase activity; ATP binding. Gene Ontology annotation, biological process: fructose 6-phosphate metabolic process; glycolytic process. Lineage: Eukaryota; Viridiplantae; Streptophyta; Magnoliopsida; Santalales; Ximeniaceae. The record is from RefSeq and is a predicted model, not a curated record.